CAGCACUUUCGUCCCACACCUCAACAAAAACACCUCUAUAACUCUCUCAAAUUCUCUUUCAGCCUUUUUUCUUUUCAGCAGCAUAUACGUACCUUUGUCAUGUAUUCAUCAAACCCAAGUGCUCCCCAAAAGUAUGCCGACGCGCCACCUGCAUAUGGGCAGGCCCCCGUGACGGGUAUUCCAGCGAACACAUACCAACCCCAGGCAGCUCCAUUUCAGGUUCAGUCUAGUGCUCCGGUACCUUGGUCCACUGGCCUCUGUGACUGCUGCGAUGAUGUCGGAAAUUGUUGCAUAACAUGUUGGUGCCCUUGUAUUACUUUUGGACAAAUUGCGGAGAUCGUAGAUAGAGGAACAACAUCAUGUGCUGCUAGCGGAGCACUGUAUGCAUUAAUUACUUGGUUGACUGGUUGUGGAUGUUUGUACUCAUGCUUCUAUCGCUCCAAAAUAAGGCGGCAGUACGCGUUGCAGGAGGGCUCUUGUGGGGAUUGCAUGGUUCAUUGCUGCUGUGAACAAUGUGCCUUGUGCCAAGAGUAUCGUGAGCUCAAACACCAAGGUUUCGACCUCAGCAUCGGAUGGCAAGGAAAUGUGGAGCAACGGACCCAAGGAGUGAUGACUGCAACGGCUCCUGUGAUCCAAGGAGGCAUGAAUCGAUGAAGUGCAUCAUAUUUUUAUUUUUGUUGUUGAUUAAACCAGUAAUCUGAGUGCUAAAGAUGUAGGAGUUUUACUUUAUGGAAUUUUUUUCUUGUGUUUUAAAUAUGUCAUGUAAUGAGAAAGUAUUUC
Quercus lobata is the source of this 780-nucleotide messenger RNA. Its product is annotated as protein PLANT CADMIUM RESISTANCE 2-like. NCBI's taxonomy places the organism in Eukaryota, Viridiplantae, Streptophyta, Magnoliopsida, Fagales, Fagaceae. The coding region runs from base 100 to 654 and encodes 184 amino acids. The record is from RefSeq and is a predicted model, not a curated record. The transcript has 4 exons.